UAAACUUACCUUUUAUUAAUAUUUACAUUGUAUCUUUAUUUAAUAACAUUUAUUUUCUUCACAAUAGAUUUCCAUGGUAUUUGGUUAUUUAUCAAUAUCCACUUCAAUGCCAGCUAAUGGCGGUUCAAAAGCAGCAGCAAAUCUUGCAGAUAUUAGUAAUCAGUUAAAAAGAGAUUUAAGUCUUAGCUAUGCAGCAACAGACAUCGGUUCCAAGGACGGAACACGAGCAAAAACAAUCACAGUUAUAAAAAAUGUCGCAGGUAAAAAAGAUGAGCCAAUUAAAGUUGAUCCUAAAUUGCAUAAAAAUGAAAACUGGGGAUCUGAAUUUCGAGAUAAUUUUGAUUCAUACGGAGCUAUUCCUGAUGUCCCUGAUAUUGAUGAGCUAUUCGAAUUUGUGAACAAAAAAAAGGACGAUAAAAAACCAAAAGAAAAGGAUAAUCCUGCGGGUAAGGAACCUGAAGGAAAGGAAGUGAAACCAAAAAAAGAUAAGGAAGAACCUAAAGAAAAAGGCAAUGAAGAAACAACACUGGCACCAGCACCCGUUGAAGAGGUUACUGAGGAGACCACUGAUGGAAAAGUUGAAAAAAUUGCCGGAGAUGCAGAACUUAUUCAACCUGCAGGCAAACAGGGAAAAGUUAAGUCCCAAUCUCUAGAUUUGGGUAAAUAUAGCGUUCGUGAGACGGUAAAUGAUGACAACAAUUAUCAAAAUCUACAAAAUUCAGGUCGUCAACAUUUCUCUAAUUCCGGUAAAACGAACGAUAAGUACAUUCAGCAAUCGGUAGUUGGAUACAACUAUCCAGAGCCAAAUCUUAAGGGAUAUCCUUCAGCCAAUGGUUAUUCUCAGCAAGCAGCCCAAGCCGGUCGGGGUAGUAUAACAGUGACAACACCAUCCGGAAAGUCAUACGAUGUUCCAUUCGAAAAUUCAACCUCGAAUCCUCCUUAUCUUGCUCCAAAUUUCAGACGAAAUCAGAACUUACAGCCGCCAACUCAGCAAUAUCCAACAAGUUCUCAGCGUCCAUAUGUUGCACCCAACCUGCGAAAACCCUAUGAGGUGCAGUUGAAUAACACCAGUCCACCUGCCAGAGAUUGUGCUCCCAAUAUUGCAAAUAAUAAUAGACAACCACCUAUCUACAAUGUGUAUAGAAACGUCGCAUCUAACAUUAGACCAGAUGCAUUUGGUGGCUAUAAGCCCAGGUCCAGAGGUCUGCGAUAUUAAUUAUAUAUUAUGUUUACUUAUAUUUAAGUGUUAAGAACCUAUUUUAUGCAUGUACAUAGUUAGUACCAUUUUUACAACAAAAAAAAAAUAAAAUAAAACAAUUGAUGUUUCUUAUAGAAAUUAUUUGGUCUUAAUUUACAAUAUAAAAAUACUAUAAUUAGUUAGUUUUGAUUUGGAAUGUUUUCAUAAACAAAUAUAAUAAUUUUGUACA
This is a messenger RNA of Eupeodes corollae, 1427 nucleotides long. RefSeq lists its product as uncharacterized. The coding region runs from base 74 to 1216 and encodes 380 amino acids. The record is from RefSeq and is a predicted model, not a curated record. NCBI's taxonomy places the organism in Eukaryota, Metazoa, Arthropoda, Insecta, Diptera, Syrphidae. The transcript has a single exon.